AUGGCGCGCCUGUCGCUGCCAACCACCGCCCGACUUCCAUCGUCCCUCCGAGUCGACCCGACCAACAAGUCCGUCAUCAAAGCCCUCAGCCGGCUCUCGCGGUCGUCGCUGCUUUCUCUCGUGCUCGACUGGCUAGACGACCGGAACCAGCUGCUGUGCCCGCCGCUUCUCCGCCGGUCCGAGGACGAGGAAGAGGACGAGGACGAUUUCUACCCGCCGGCGCGGGAGCUGCCCGAGCUGCGCGACGUGUAUGCGACGAUGCGGGAGCGGCGGGGCGGCCGCCGCGAGGUCGUCGACCGCGUGCUCGAGGGCGACUGGCGCUACGGCGUGAGCCUGUACCAGCUGGCGAUGGCGGAUCUGCAGCACCUCUACGACCACCCGGGCAGCCUCAAGUGGACCGCGUACCGGAUCCAGCGCCUGCGCGCGCCGGCCCACGAGGACGACGUCGACGACGAUCACGCCGCGGCCGACCGCCCGGACCGCGAGUCCCUAGCCGUCCCGCGCUUCCACCCGCCCACUUUCCUGCAGAACCUGCAGGCCGAGGUCCUCCCGGACGUCAAGGCCCACUAUAAUUUCGACCGCCCCAAGGGUCUGCCGCUCCUCCUCCUACGCAUCUUCAUCAUCGACUCGCCGUACAACACGGACCUCGCCGUCUCGAGCCGCCACCGCGGGCGCGGCGCCGCUAGCAACGCCUACCACGCGAGCACAACGACGACGACGACGACCAGUUUCGACGCCGCGCGCACCAUCUACGUCGCGUUCCCGGACGCGUCGCCCCACAUCUUCAUCGCGAAGUCGGCGUCGACCUUGCUGUCGGCCAGCGCCUCGGCCUCGGCCGCGGCCACCUCGACAGCGUCCGCGGCCACGUCGGCGGCAGCCGGCGAAGCCAAGAGCCUGCGCGCGCUCAUCGUCGAGGGCAUCCCGAAGGCGCUGUCGCGGCCGCGCGAGCGCUACGCCCUCAAGGCGACCGACCUCAGCACCAAGAACCUCGGCGCGCUGCUCGCAGCGAAGGGGCCCGGGCGCGGCGGCGCGGCGGCCGGCGGCUGGGGCGCGUACGCCGGCGUGGCGCGCGGCGACGUCGCGGCCGACAGCCCGCUGCAGAGCGUCCUGCCGACGCCGCCGCUGUCGGACGCGAGCCACCCCGACGAGGGCGCGGGGGGCGCCCCCCGGGACGCGGGCCGCAGCAGGUACGGGAACAGCGACAGCGGCAGUGGCAGCGGCAGCGGCAGCGGCGCCGCGAGCCGCGACGGAAGCGCGAGGAAGCGCGGCCGCCCGCCCCGCGACGAGGACGGCCGCCAGGCGAAGCGCGCGCGGACGGCCGCGCAGGCGCGGUUCGGCGACGCGGCGCGCCCGGGCGACGGCAAGGGCGUCGAGAGCCUCGACGUGGCGCUCGAGGACGAGUUCCCGAGCGCCGACCCGAGCACCGACGGCGGCAGCGGCGGCGACGACGCGGCAUCGCGCGAGCGGGACCUGCAGAAGAAGAAGAAGCGGGCGGGCGGGCGGCGGAGCACGAUCGACUUCAGCGGCCUGCGGCGGUACGACGAGGAGGAGGAGGCAGAGGAGGAGGAGGAGGGGGGGGAAAGAGGGGCGGGGUGGGCGCCGCGCGUGCGGCUCUCGUUCCGCGGGCCGCACGUCUUCGCCGGCGUGCGGCAGCUGGUGGAGGCGGGCGUCGUCGACGCCGGCCGCAUGCCCGGGUGGCUGACGGGCGAGGAGGGCGUGACGGCCGGGACGGUGCGGGGCGGGCGGAUCCGCGGGUUCCGCGGGUCUGGGGUGUGA
Molecule: messenger RNA, 1776 nt
Organism: Durotheca rogersii
Lineage: Eukaryota; Fungi; Ascomycota; Sordariomycetes; Xylariales; Xylariaceae
Product: CHL4-domain-containing protein
Exons: 1
Coding region: 1-1776 (591 amino acids)
Biological process (GO): chromosome segregation; CENP-A containing chromatin assembly
Source: RefSeq, a predicted model, not a curated record